AUGUGGAAGGAUAAGUUGCUGACCCAUAUCAACACUCAAGAUCGACUUUAUAAGCGCAAGCAGCUGGAAAAAGGACUGUCAGAAGUGCGCGUGCUGAUGGCGGACUUCCUGCAGGGUAGUAUAGAAAAGACACCAUCAAUUUCAGAUGCAAUAGGUGACAUGCAAGACCUACUCAAUCGGGUCAUCCCUAACUUCUUCUUCUCCACUCUGCCUGACCUAGUCUCGCAAAUGGCGCCAUGCGACGUGAUCAAAGUCCUUGAAAAGGACUAUGGACAAGGUGAUGCGGCGGGACUGAUCGAUCUGACGCGUGCUUGGCCGGAAUAA
Phytophthora infestans T30-4 is the source of this 324-nucleotide messenger RNA. RefSeq lists its product as uncharacterized. The coding region runs from base 1 to 324 and encodes 107 amino acids. The transcript is spliced from 3 exons. NCBI's taxonomy places the organism in Eukaryota, Oomycota, Peronosporomycetes, Peronosporales, Peronosporaceae. The record is from RefSeq and is a predicted model, not a curated record.